AUGGCACCCAACGCCAUCGCCGUUGUCGGCGUGGGAUGCAAAUUCCCCGGGGCUGACUCGCACCCGCGCAAUACGGAAAAGACUGUGUAUCAUGGCAACUAUCUCGACGACCUCGAAAGCUUUGACAACCGGUUCUUCAAGAAAUCCGGUCGUGAGGCGGCGUCGAUGGACCCUCAACAACGGCUUUUGUUCGAGGUUUCCUAUCAAGCUUUGGAGUCUUCUGGCUUCUUUGGCCCUCGUGAGCCAGACCUCGACGUUGGAUGCUUCAUCGGAGUGUGCGCGUCCGACUACAACGAUAACGUGGCCAGUCAUUCGUCAAAUGCUUUCUCGGCAUUAGGGACCUUGAGAGCCUUCGUCCCGGGCAGAGUCAGCCACUUUUUUGGACUAUCUGGACCCUCGGUCGCCUUAGACACGGCCUGUUCAUCUUCGGCAGUUGCUAUCGAUGCUGCCUGUGAGGCGAUCCUGCAUGGCGACUGCAAGAGCGCCAUUGCCGGUGGUGUUUCGGUCUUCACGAGUCCAUUCUUCUACCAAAAUCUGGCCGCUGCCUCCUUCCUCAGUCCCACUGGUGCCAGCAAAUCGUUUGAUGCUAGUGCAGAUGGGUACUGCCGUGGAGAAGGCGUGGGUCUCGUUGUCUUGAAACGACUCUCGCAAGCCGUCGCCGAUGGCGAUACCGUUCUAGGUACAAUUCUCGCCACUUCGGUCAGACAAAGCAGCAACAAAGUGCCAAUCACUGUUCCUUACAGCCCAUCGCAGACGGUACUGUAUCGCAAGCUCCUGAGUACGGCUGGAAUCGCUGCCGAGGACGUCACUUACGUCGAAGCCCACGGCACCGGCACGCCCGUCGGUGAUCCCACGCUCUGAACCCAGAAUACUACGGGCUAGACAAUUUGACGGCCGAGGCGGCAGCGUCAUGGAAGGACCACACAAGUACGUUUCCAACCCCACGACUACUGCCUUUACGUUGGGCUCCCG
Pseudomassariella vexata is the source of this 972-nucleotide messenger RNA. Its product is annotated as thiolase-like protein. The record is from RefSeq and is a predicted model, not a curated record. The coding region runs from base 1 to 861 and encodes 286 amino acids. The transcript is spliced from 2 exons. Lineage: Eukaryota; Fungi; Ascomycota; Sordariomycetes; Amphisphaeriales; Pseudomassariaceae. Gene Ontology annotation, biological process: fatty acid biosynthetic process; secondary metabolite biosynthetic process. Gene Ontology annotation, molecular function: fatty acid synthase activity; 3-oxoacyl-[acyl-carrier-protein] synthase activity.